GUGAGUAACUCCGUGUCGCGUUAAAGUGACGUAGCAGCAGCAUAAUCUAAAAUAGCCCCUCAGUACUGCUGGACAUGGCGGCGCUACUGAGAGGUCUGCGGGCUGGAAGGACACUCCGGGGGCUGUGCAGCGUGGUGGCUGCACCUCCAGCAGCAAACCCCCCAUGCAGCAGUCUGAGGCGAGGCUUCCACUGUGCAGCCCUCAGGCUUCAGGAUGAAUCCAAAUCUGACAAACCCCCCUCCUCCUCCUCAUCCUCUACCUACCACGAGCACCACCAGGCUCAAUCUGCUGAGCAGGAAGCAACCACAGCUUCUCAGGGCGACUCAACAGCAGACCCUGCAGCGGAGGAGGCCUCCGGGCCCAACACCAGUUACCAGGACCAGAGUGGAGAGCAGGGCGAAGAAUACGAAACAGAGGAGCAGCUUCAGGCUCGGAUCCUGACCGCUGCCCUCGAGUUCGUCCCACUGCACGGCUGGUCCAUGGAGGCCAUUGCAGCCGGUGCUGAGACUCUGGGCCUGUCCUCGGCUUCCACUGGUAUGUUUUAUAACGGAGCUGGAGAUCUAAUCCUGCACUUCGUCUCCAAGUGCAACUCACAGCUGACAGAGAUCCUGGCUGAACAACACAAGCAGGUCCAGCUUGACCAGGCCGAGAAAAAGAGCACGGCUGACUUUCUCAGAGAUGCUGUAGAGACCAGACUGAGGAUGCACAUCCCCUACAUUGAGUCAUGGCCACAGGCAAUGAGCAUCCUGCUGCUCCCUCACAACAUCCCUAACAGUCUGAAGCACCUCAGCACCCUGGUGGACGAUAUGUGGUUUUACGCUGGAGACCGAUCAACAGAUAUGAACUGGUACACCAAACGAGCAGCGCUGACCGGCAUCUACAACACCACAGAGCUGGUCAUGGUUCAGGAUUCCUCCCCAGACUUCCAGGACACCUGGAACUUCCUCGACAAUCGCAUUCAGGAUGUGGUCAACAUGGCCACCACCGCCAAACAGAUGCAGUCAACUGGUGAAACAGUGGUGCAGGGGCUCAUGGGAGCUGCAGUUACACUGAAGAACCUGACAGGACUGAACCAGAAACGAUGAUAUAAAUACUUCUCCCUCGGACUGAUCCUGAACGCCUGACUUGUGUCAUGAGCUGAAGAUCAAUUUCAUUUUGCUCUUAUUUCUUAUCUACUGUAAGGGAACUCUGAGAGAGAAAUGCACUAGAGCUGUCAUCCAUCAACAUCAGCAGUUGUUAUUUGUCACAGGCCAAAGGUCUCUUUUGCUCUCUUGCAGGACCAGUGAAUGUGUCCUGUUGUGUUACACUGUCCAAGAUUUCACUCUCCUGCUCCCCUUUAAUAACACAGGACACAAAGAUCUGUGAAUUUGUUGUGAAAAAUAAAAUAAAGGAGUUAUUAUUGUAAAUAAAA
Molecule: messenger RNA, 1411 nt
Organism: Notolabrus celidotus (New Zealand spotty)
Lineage: Eukaryota; Metazoa; Chordata; Actinopteri; Labriformes; Labridae
Gene: coq9
Product: coenzyme Q9 homolog (S. cerevisiae)
Exons: 9
Coding region: 75-1085 (336 amino acids)
Biological process (GO): ubiquinone biosynthetic process
Cellular component (GO): mitochondrial inner membrane
Molecular function (GO): lipid binding
Source: RefSeq, a predicted model, not a curated record